This is a messenger RNA of Prorocentrum cordatum, 1247 nucleotides long. The record is from the annotation of a GenBank genome assembly. NCBI's taxonomy places the organism in Eukaryota, Dinophyceae, Prorocentrales, Prorocentraceae.
AGGUCUCGCAGGUCAAGGGGCCGGGAGCAUGUACAUAGCUGGGCGCGCACGUCCUUUGUGGGCUCCCCAACUUCCUCCUUCUGCGCGCCGCCGACGCUCGCCUCCCGCCCCCCCCCCGCGCUGGCCGCCCCCCUGCGGGGCACCCCGCAGGGAUGCCGAAGGUGAACCACCGACGUGGAGGCGGCGGCGACGCGGGCAAGCACAUCUCCUCGUUCGAGGAGGUGAAGGCCCGGAACUCGGGCAAGCUCUCCGCCUACGACAAGGCCAGGGCCAUCCGCAACGGCGACACGGUCGAGGCGGAGUCCGAUGAGGAGGAGCCGCAGCAGGCGGUGCAGAAACCCAGGGGCCAGAGCGGGGUGCAGGGGCUCAUCGCCACCGAGAACCCCAACGCCGUGAAGCGGGACGAGGUGAAGGAGGGCGUGGAGUUGUCCCGGAAGCAGCGGGAGGAGAUCGAGAGGCAGGCCGCCCGGCGCCGGUACGAGGAGCUGCACAAGGACGUGAAGAAGCAGGUCAACAAGAAGGGCGGCAAGGGCGUGAAGGACCCAGGGCAAGGGCGCCUGCGCGCCACGGGCCGCGAGCUCGGGGCGCAGGCCGCGCCCAUCGCGGCGGCGCUGUGCCGCGAGGCGCUGGCGGCCACGGGCGCGGGCGCGGGCGCGCGCCUGCAUUACGCGGAGGUGCUCGGCGAGGGCGCGGAGGGCGCCGCAGUUCUGCUGCACCGGCGCCGGUGGCUGCUGGAGGUGGACGAGGCGACGCGCUUCUCCCAGUGGCGCACCGAGACCGCGGUGGCGCGCCUCAUGAACGGCGUGUCCGUGGACGCGGGCGACCUCUUCGCGGCGCUGAAGCGCGCUUUCCUGGCCAGCCAGGUGGCCUGCCUCGCCGACGGCAAGGGUGUGGCGCAGUGGAUGCACGUGCUCGGCGCCGUGGAGGAACCGACUGCAGGACCCCGUGCAGGCCCGGGCGCUGGCGGGCGAGGCGUGGAGGGCGCUGGCGCCGGCGCUGGCGGAGGAGAGACCCUGAUCUGGGCCGUGCAGACCGCGCACUUCGUGGAGGCGCUGCCCGAGCUCGCCGGUUGGUUGCUCGUCGCUGGGGGGCCCUCGGAGGAGCGGCUGCGGGGCUGGUUGCGGCGGCUCGAGGCCCGCCUCCGCAAGGAGCCUCUGCUGGGGCGCUACGGCCCCGCCGGCGACUCCUCGCAGGUGCGCGCGCGCCACCUGGCGCAGAUCCUGCCUGCGGCCGUAGGCGCCGUUUAG